Molecule: messenger RNA, 2246 nt
Organism: Nerophis ophidion (straightnose pipefish)
Lineage: Eukaryota; Metazoa; Chordata; Actinopteri; Syngnathiformes; Syngnathidae
Gene: septin6
Product: septin 6
Exons: 10
Coding region: 80-1369 (429 amino acids)
Biological process (GO): cytoskeleton-dependent cytokinesis; cilium assembly
Cellular component (GO): septin ring; microtubule cytoskeleton; septin complex
Molecular function (GO): molecular adaptor activity; GTP binding; GTPase activity
Source: RefSeq, a predicted model, not a curated record
GCGAUGGUUGUGCGCCCCCCCAGCGGCUCCACUCCGCUUGCUUCCCCCGCUUCAGCUGCUCGGCUAACGGCUACCACCAAUGGCGUCCACGGAGAUAGCAAGGCAAGCGGGAGAAGGUGCCCGGACCGUGCCUCUCGCCGGCCAUGUCGGCUUCGACAGCAUGCCUGACCAGCUGGUCAACAAAUCUGUCAAUCAUGGAUUUUGCUUCAACAUCCUCUGCGUCGGAGAGACGGGUCUGGGCAAGUCCACUCUAAUGGACACGUUGUUCAACACCAAGUUUGAGGGCGAUCCCACGCAGCACAGCCAGCCCGGAGUGACGCUCAAGUCCAACACCUACGAGCUCCAGGAGAGCAACGUGCGGCUCAAGCUCACCGUCGUCAACACCGUGGGCUUCGGGGACCAGAUUAAUAAGGAAGACAGCUACAAGUCCAUCGUGGAGUUCAUCGAUACCCAGUUUGAAGCGUAUCUCCAGGAGGAGCUGAAGAUCAAGCGCACGUUACACAGCUACCAUGACACACGCAUCCACGCGUGUCUCUACUUCAUCGCUCCCACGGGACACUCACUCAAAUCCCUCGACUUAGUGACCAUGAAGAAGCUCGACAGCAAGGUCAACAUUAUCCCAAUAGUGGCCAAGUCCGACGCUAUCUCCAAGAGUGAGCUGACCAAGUUCAAGAUCAAAAUCACCAGCGAACUGGUCAGCAACGGUGUGCAGAUCUACCAGUUCCCCACUGACGACGAGUCCGUCGCCGAGAUCAACUCCACCAUGAACAGCCAUUUGCCGUUCGCAGUGGUGGGCAGCACGGAGGAGGUGAAGAUCGGCAACAAGAUGGUGAAGGCCCGCCAGUAUCCCUGGGGCACCGUGCAGGUGGAAAACGAGAAUCACUGUGACUUCGUCAAACUGCGAGAGAUGCUGAUCCGAGUGAACAUGGAGGACCUGCGCGAGCAGACGCACACCAGCCACUACGAGCUGUACCGCCGCUGCAAGCUGGAGGAGAUGGGCUUCAAGGACACGGACCCCGACAGCAAGCCCUUCAGUCUGCAGGAGACGUAUGAGGCCAAGAGGAACGAGUUCAUGGGUGAGCUGCAGAAGAAGGAAGAAGAAAUGCGGCAAAUGUUCGUCCAAAGAGUCAAAGAGAAGGAGGGAGAGCUGAAAGAAGCCGAGAAAGAGCUGCACGAGAAAUUUGACCGCCUGAAGAAGCUCCACCAAGACGAAAAAAAGAAACUGGAGGACAAGAAGAAGUCCCUGGAUGAUGAGCUCAACACGUUCAAACAGAAAAAGACAGCGGCCGAGCUCUUGCUGAAUCAGGCCCAGCAGGCGGGGGGCUCCACCACGCUCAAGAGGGACAAAGAGAAAAAGAACUUCUUUUAAUGUCUUGACCAUCAGAAGAGGGGGGGAUGGCAGCUUCAGCAAACCACUAAGCACCCUUUACCUCUUUUUUCUGUUUUUUCCCCCCCCGACCUCGGUUGUAUUUUCUCUUCUUCUCUCCCAUCGCAUCAUCCCGCUUUUGUCAAAUAUGAUCUUCAGUAUGGACCUCUCCUCACGAAGCUCUGAUUACAGUCUUAAUGUCAUGUAAGGGGGACCCUGCAAAUCACCUCCAGUUUGCACACUAAAUCAGAAUCCGGCUUCCCUGGGACAGGUGUGCACUGUGUAAUAAUAAUCGCACAAUUGAAGCUGUCGUGACUAUGCCAAAGCAAUAUAAGAAAUACAGUGGCCAUGUUUACACUACAUACAAUACCACAGAGGGGGUCAUAUUUCCCGUAACACGUCGUGCUUUAAUAUUCCACCGGCCUAUUCUAUUGUCAGCAUGCUUCUUUUUAUUUCCAAAAUGCUGUGAUCCUGGCCUUUUUGUUGCUCGUUUUCAACCCCACCCUAAAUAACGGGCCGUUUCUUGCUCCCAAUGGUGCAAAUUAUGAGUACGCAUUUGUUUCAGCUCCCCCAUGUUGCCAAAUAUUAGUAUAAAGUGGAGUUGAGGUCAACUCCUGUAGGAGUAUUUGAAAAAAAGAAGAAAAACAUACAAAAAAAGGAAGAAUACCCAUGCAUUUAUAUAAUUUAUAAGGAUAUAUUUUGUGUAUUGAAGUGCAUUGAAGACUUGUUGUUACCUAACAUUUUUGUGUCCAGAAACAUUUUUCUAGCAUCCGUUAUUGUUGUCAGAAAACCCCUCCCACACAACAAAUGAUCAAUAUCUUGCUUAAGUUGACUCCCAUUCAUGUACAUUUUCAAUAAAAAAACAAACUAUAUGAUCAAA